CUCCGACCGAGCCCCGCGAAAACAACAAUCACACCCAACCUUCACUUCAUCCCUCACCAUUCAACGCGCAACCAACGGGGUCCCCAGCUCUCAACAACAGCCAACGGCCCGAACAGAGAUUUCCAGCCUUUCCGCAAUCAGGAACGAGAAUAUCCGCUUACGAAGCUUGCCCUGGAUUUUGAAGUCAUCGGAUCAAUCAAUCAAUCAACCCCACACCGCAAUUGCACUGCAUUCACCGAGGUGCAGUCCCGUCAACGCCGAGUCCAUCCCGGUCCGCAUUUCAAGCUCAGGAACGGCCGAGCUGUGCCCGAACCCGAACCCGGAGCCGGAGCCGGAGCCGGACCUCGCUAGUCCCACAUUUCCGGAUAAUCAGCCCCUGAACACCGGCAACCAAACAACCACACCCGGCCACGCACCCCGGGGCCAACUUCACCAACGCAACAAUGACAACCCUCAACACCCCCAACUUCAACGCCCCCUCCCCCUCCUCACCCCCUCGGUCCCAGACCUCUUCGCCCAUCUCACCAAAGUCGACAACCCCCCUCCCCUCCAUCACCACCAACCUCAACCCUGCUCCUCCCCUCACCAACGAAUCCCAGUCCCCCUCUGACGAAGACGACGACCUACCCGACCUCCCCUUCCCAACCGCCCUCCCCCGCCCUUCCUUCCUCACCCCCUCCUUCUCCCCCCUCGCCUACCUCGACUCCCUCUACGCCUCCCCCUCUUCUUCAGACCCCUCCUCCGAUCCCUCCUCCCACCCUUUCUCCCUAGGCCUAGGCCAACGCCACCAAACCCUCCCCGACCUCCGGCACGAGCUCCACACCCGCUCUUUAUCCAUCAGUUCCGAACUCCUGGAACUAGUCAACGCCAAUUAUACCUCCUUUUUGUCGCUGGGGGAUGAACUAAAGGGGGGAGAAGAGAGGGUUGAAGAUAUCAGGAUGGGGGUGUUGGGGUUUCGGAGGGCCGUGGAGGAGGUGCGGCAGAGAGUAAAAGAAAAGAGGGGGGAGGUGGGGGGGCUGGUGAGGGAGUUGGGGACGGUGAGGGGGGCGGUGGAGUUUGGGAGGGGGGUGUUGGAGUGGGGGGAGAGGGUGGAGGGGUUGGAACUGAAGUUGAAUCUAGAGAAGUCGGGGGGAACUGGGAUGGGAGGGGCAGGAGUGGAAGGGUGGAUGGUGAAAAGGGGUAUUACGUCUGCUGGUGGGCUGGAGAAAGAAGAGAUGGGGCUGGGGGAAGAAGAUGAUGAAUACGAAGGGUGGGAUGAUGGAUCGGAGGAUUUCAAGGAGGAAUUAGUGGUGCUUGCCUCCGAUGACAACAACACCGAAGAGGACGAUGAAGAAGAAAGGGAGGGGUUCGUGGCGAGUAGUCCUGCGGAAUUGGAGGCCCUUGCGAAGGAGUAUGUCAGGAUUGAGCAGAUGGUGGAUAGGCUGGGUGGUCAUGAGGUGCCGUUUGUGAGGAAGAUGGAGGAAAGGAUGGUUAGGUGCCGGAAUACUAUCCUGUUGGACUUGAGUACGGCGUUGAAGGAGGCGAGGAGGGCGGGGGAGAGGGGGAAGAAGAGGGUGGUUAGGUAUUUGGGGGUUUAUAGGGUUUUGGACGCGGAGCAGGAGGCUGUAAGGGCGUUGAAGGAGAAAUAGGCGGCAGUGGAGGAUGAUGGUUGAGUACGGUUUAUGUAAUAGGAGGCCGCUGCCCGGAGUUAAAAGUACAGUUCUGAGAACACAUAAUACACAUAAUAGACAUACACAUAGAGACAAGCAUAAGGGUAUACCUGUUACAAACCGCUCCAUUUUGCCAUUAUAAUACAUGCCUAUGAUACAAGGAAAUCUAGCCCACACCCCGUCAUAUACAUCUUACAUGGCCGACUCCAAAUCCUCGGGCUUGAUCUUGUCGU
Neurospora tetraspora is the source of this 1882-nucleotide messenger RNA. Its product is annotated as oligomeric golgi complex component, COG2-domain-containing protein. The transcript has a single exon. Lineage: Eukaryota; Fungi; Ascomycota; Sordariomycetes; Sordariales; Sordariaceae. Bases 444 to 1628 code for a protein of 394 amino acids. The record is from RefSeq and is a predicted model, not a curated record. Gene Ontology annotation, biological process: protein transport; Golgi organization; intra-Golgi vesicle-mediated transport. Gene Ontology annotation, cellular component: COG complex; membrane.